AUGUUCUUGCAACGAUCUGCUGUGGCCGCCGCCAGACGCGCUGCCGUCUCCCCCAUCGUCCGACGAACCUUUUCCGCCUCGGUCAUCCGCCGUGAUGCCGGUGCCAAGAAUGUCGAGCCUCAUGCCACUGUUGGCCAGAAGAUAAAGCAGUUCCACGAUAUCAAGACCGAGGCCGACCUUGUUGGUCCUGGUGCCGCUCCCGGAUCCGUCCCUACCGAUCUCGAGCAGGCUACUGGUCUGGAGCGUUUGGAAAUUCUGGGAAAGAUGGAGGGUGUUGACAUUUUCGACAUGCGCCCCCUCGAUGCCUCGCGCAAGGGAACCUUGGACAACCCUAUCUUGGUCAAGUCCGCUGGUGACGAGCAGUACGCUGGUUGCACCGGCUACCCCGCUGACUCUCACGUCGUGACCUGGUUGGGUAUGUCCCGCGAGCGCCCCGUGGAGCGAUGCCCUGAGUGCGGUAGCGUCUACAAGAUGGAGUACGUUGGACCCCAGGACGACCACCACGGCCACGACCACCACGGAUACGAGGAGCCCAAGACCUUCGCCGACUUCGUCAAGCCCCAGUACUGGUAA
Molecule: messenger RNA, 573 nt
Organism: Truncatella angustata
Lineage: Eukaryota; Fungi; Ascomycota; Sordariomycetes; Amphisphaeriales; Sporocadaceae
Product: cytochrome c oxidase subunit VB-domain-containing protein
Exons: 4
Coding region: 1-573 (190 amino acids)
Biological process (GO): mitochondrial electron transport, cytochrome c to oxygen
Cellular component (GO): mitochondrial envelope
Source: RefSeq, a predicted model, not a curated record